GAUUAGGACAGCGGCACAGCUUUCCGUCCCAACUGCCUGGCUGGCUGGCUGUGUGUGUACCUAUAGCCCCCUCUCCCUGGCUCUCACACACACACACCACGCACACACACUCCCUCACAGCAAUACACACGCAGAGCCGAUCAGUGCAGGCAGCGCAGAGCCUGGUAAUUGUAGUGCUCCCUUCAAGCGGAAGGAAGGACCAAGAGAGAGGAAGACCGGAAAAAGAAGAGGAGGAGAGAGAGGAGAGAUAUAAAAACUUUGAAUUUUUUUUUUAAAUUUUCUUGUUUUUUCUCUGGAGGAGGUUGACAUGACUAUGACCCGGUAUCGCCGAUGGAUUCGGUAGGACACCCGUUAUCUGAGUGUUUUUUAAUGCACUCUGAACAAGAAAUGAACUUAUCGAAGGGGCCAUUGGUGAACAGCAGCAGUGACGAUAACUCCAAGUCAACCUAUAGUAAAUGCGGCGCUGGCGCCUGGAGGAUGCACCAGAGCUACGAUCCACUGGAGGCCAACCACAUGAGAGACGCACAUGCCCUCUACAACCCCAGGCUUCUCUGCAGAAUGUCCAGUAAGGAGCGCCACCUUGAGUCCAACUGUCCGUCCUCCUAUAUAAAGACUGAGCCGUCUAGUCCAGCCUCCCUGACUGACAGCCUAAACCAUCACUCCCCUGGUGGCUCCAGUGACGCCUCAGGCUCCUAUUCGUCCACGAUGAACGGCCACCCCAACGGCUUAGAGUCCCCUAGCCUUUACGGCUCCAACGCAGGGCCCCUGGGUCCUGCUGGAGGCCCCGGAUCAAAACGUUACGAGGACUGUUCGUCAACUAUUGGGGAAGAUUCACAGAUUAAGUGCGAGUACAUGUUGAAUUCGAUGCCCAAGAGGCUGUGUCUGGUGUGUGGGGACAUUGCGUCAGGGUACCACUAUGGAGUGGCAUCCUGUGAGGCCUGUAAGGCCUUCUUCAAACGCACCAUCCAAGGUUUACAUACAGGCAACAUAGAGUACAGCUGUCCAGCCACCAACGAGUGUGAGAUCACCAAGAGGAGACGCAAGUCGUGCCAGGCCUGCCGCUUCAUGAAGUGUCUGACUGUGGGCAUGCUGAGGGAGGGUAAGGGAAAAGGUGUUCGUCUCGACAGGGUUCGUGGCGGGAGACAGAAGUAUAAACGCCGGAUAGAUGCCGACAACAGUCCUUACCUGAACCCACAGCUGGCUCUGCCUCCCAAGAAGCCAUUUGCCUUUGGCUGCCUUGCAGAUAACAAAAUCGUCUCUCACCUGCUGGUGGCCGAGCCAGAGAAGAUUUACGCCAUGCCUGACCCAACAGUACCAGACAGCGACAUCAAGGCCCUGACUACGCUGUGUGACCUGGCGGACAGAGAACUAGUAGUCAACAUUGGCUGGGCCAAACAUAUCCCAGGUUUCUCUACGCUGUCUUUGGCCGACCAGAUGAGUUUACUGCAGAGUGCAUGGAUGGAGAUCUUGAUCCUACGUGUUGUGUACCGCUCACUGUCCUUUGAAGACAAGUUGGUGUAUGCCGAGGACUACAUAAUGGACGAGGACCAGUCAAAGCUUGCUGGACUUCUGGACCUGAACAAUGCCAUCCUUCAGCUGGUCAAGAAAUACAAGACUAUGAAGCUAGAGAAGGAGGAAUUUGUCGCUCUCAAGGCCAUCGCUUUGGCUAACUCAGACUCCAUGCACAUUGAAGACGUGGAUGCAGUGCAAAAGCUCCAGGAUGUGCUCCACGAGGCCCUGCAGGACUAUGAGGCUGCCCAGCACCAGGAGGAUCCCCGCCGGGCAGGCAAGCUGCUCAUGACCCUCCCCUUGCUCCGCCAGACCUCCACCAAGGCUGUGCAACACUUCUACAGCAUCAAGCAGGACGGCAAAGUCCCAAUGCACAAACUCUUCUUGGAGCUGCUGGAAGCCAAGGUCUGAGGACGGAGAAAAGGACAGCUAGAUGCCAGUCUGAAUCUCACUUUGAUUGACCUCUUGCUCUUUUACGCGCACAGUCUCACACACACAUGCACACACACACAUGCACACACACACACACACACACAUAAAUAUGUCCCUGAAGUGCGUCUGCUGACACAUACCCGUAUGAAUCAACAAGUAAUCUAAACCUCUUACCUGAACCCCAUAACCUCCACCGUCUAUGACAACCGGGCACUCACUUGACCUUUUGUUUUUUGGGGAAGAUGCUGACAGACUGGCAUGACCUGCAUCUUACCAAGGGAAGAAGAUAUUUCCUUUGAAAACUAUUAACAAUCACUCAACCGUUACCACAGUGGCUCCGAACAUUGAAGAUGGCAAAACACUUAUGCAUUUAAUAACAAUUAAGAUGUUAUUAAAGAAAAACGCUUAAAUGAGGACACAUUUAAAAAAAAACUGAAAACUCUUCAUUUUAGUUCUGAGAGACUUUAAGACUGCACUCGUGUCUCCUUUUCCCUCGUUAUUUCCCCCGGCAGAGUUUUUUAAGUGUUCAAGAAUAAAACGAGUGGAGAGAAAAGGGAACACUAAAGAAGUAUUAAUGACAUGUACAAUGAAAUUUUGAUGGAUGGACAGAAAGAAAAGAAGAGGAGAUUUGCCCUGCCAAAGAAUGGAGCUCAUCCAUUCAGAGGAUACCAGUAAACUGACAUAACCCCAAACCGUUUCUGGAUUGAUCUACCGGUGGCUUUCAAUGCUGGGCCUCAAGAGUGCUGCUGGUUUUCUUUUCCAUCACUUAUUUAAUAAUCUUUUUGGUUAUUGUGAAAACCAGCAGGGCCAGGACCAGAGUUGGAAACCAUUGCUGUAAACACUUUCUGGUUCUCCCUAAAUUCAGUUCCUGGUUUCCCAUGACUACUUCAACUGAAACUUUACUUUUUACUUGUUGUAUUUGUUGAGGACCAGUGACCCUGGCCUCCCAAACCUGUCAGUAUAACCAUAGAAUUAGUGUUUGAACACUUGACGUGGCUGAAAUGAAUGUUUCCAAAUAUUCAAACCACCUGAGGUGUGAUUGACUGGCAGAGUUUAUAAGUCAAAAUAUUACUUAAACGAAAUAAGACUUGACCUAUACUGUCAAGGAUGAAUUCCUGCUUGUCCAACUGGUAGAUGUAGGCUCAGUCCACGUUCUCUGCAUUUAUUCUGUCAUACACUCCUCUUGUGUUUGGACGUCUGUUUGAAACCUUUUCAGCCGCUCAGUGGCCCAGGUUUGUAGCUCUCCACACAAAAGUCAGUAGAGAUUUCAGUCCAGCCCGUGCUCAUUACCCAAACUCCAAAAAACUGCAAAGUGUCACUUCAGUACUACCCUCCUUGCUCCGUCGCAUUCACAACUUCUAGCUCAUCUCUUGCGUCAGCACAGAGAUAUUUUUGUGAUUCAUUCAGGGAGUGAUGGAGGCGCUUCAGUCACUCAACGCAAUAUAAACCAGAAGGAAAGGUGUGCUGACAAAACUGAGUGAAGAACUACUACUUUUGCUUUCAAACUCCUUAUUUUUUUCUUUAUUUCUAUCUUGAAAAUAAUGUUAGCAAUGAUACCAGUAUUAGGGAUGUAAAUAACUGUCAUCCUGUAUAUGACAUAUAACAUGGCUUUUUUUGUUAUUAAUAUUGUCUUCUUAAAAUUGAAUCAAUCAAUAGGUCUUUGCUUUUUUCUAUCAGCUUGACCACUAUCAGCAAUUAUCAUAUAUAUAUAUAUAUAAAUAUAGCAAGUAAUGUAUUAACAAAUCAGCGUUUAUCUUAGAAAACUCUGAGCAAUAGUGGAUUUUAAAGGAGGGGUUUGUGCAUAAGGACUAAGUCUGCAAUAUUAACAUAACGUGCCAGUCUUUAUUUUGGGAAAGAGGAUGGGGAUUCGAGGACAGUUUGUAGCUUCUCUUUCUCUCUGUGUAACUUGCCAUAAGCUAUUAGAUAACAAGUCAAUAUUUCUGUUGUUAUAGAAGGUUAAUCAGGAACAAACAUGGACCAGAAAUGUGAGGACAAGGUGUGAAUAGUGCUGUUAAAAGUACACAUAAAAGUUACGUGAAGAAUGGCUGUCAUAAGGGACGAAGAAGUAACACAAGCAGCUAAAAGAUCAAAACUCCAGUUUGCAAUUAUAUCAUAGUUCUGAUGUUUGCACCUUUCUUGUGACCAGGCUUUUUUCUGUCACUUUUAAUCUGAUUAAAACAAGACCAAGUCCUUUGUUUAAAAUCAGCUGUUCAGUCAUACACAGUUGAUGUCCUUAAGGCGUUUGUUUCUUCAGCCGUAUGGUCGAGUGUGGGGACCAUCAGAAUAACCUAAAUCUGGAACUCUGCUAAGGGAAAUGGUGCUAGCAAAAUCAAAUCAUCCGAAAAUUAAUUUUUUUUUAAAUAACACACACCGACAGUUUCAUGUCAGCUCACUAUUCCACUUCAUGAUGUUAGACACUUUUUAAAAUUAUAAAGGACAUUUGUAUGUGUUAUAAUGGUGAAAACCAACAAUCCUACCAAAUACGGUCUAAAUUGAUGAAAUUAAUAAUAUCUUAGUCUUCAGAGUCAUUUGUAUGGUGGAAUCCAUUACAGGUGGUUUUGCUUAGCUUGUCUACUAGUUUGUGUUGUACUCAAUCUACAACAUAACCGGUAUUUCAAGUGGAUCAUCAAAGUUCAUUUUUGAAAAAUGUGAAUUUACCUUAAUUAAUUAAACCUGUAACCACAAAGACUUAAAGUGGUCAUUUUUAUAGUGAUUUCCAGGCAUUUAAAAAAAAUAGUCAGUCAAAAGUUGCUUGUUUAUUUAAUUUAGUGGAGUAUACCACGCCAAUAAAUGGAAAGCUGAACUUACAGGAAGAUGUCUGACAUUUUACAGUCGAGUGAAGAAACGUUGAUUUCAACGUUGUAGUGAGACUGAAUGGCUGACUGAUCACAGCUUUAACAGGUAAAGACAGACAAAGGAUUUUUUUUUUAUAUCACUGUCUCAUUUCUACCCGAAUAAGAAUGCCAAAAUGUGUAAUGUGGAUGACGGUGUAAUCUAAUAUAAAAUGGCAACUUGUCACAGCUGAGGAGUGCUGCAGUUUAAGUGUAGUUGAUCUCUAACAUCACAAGCUCUGUAUCAAACAUCAGUAUCAUUAGUAAGGGGUAUUUUCUCAGCCUUCUUAAACAUUGUAUAUUGUAAAUUAUACAGAUUAUAAUUCUAACAUAAGACAUUUUAUUGGAAACAAAAUCGAGAGGGGGAAAAAAAAAAGAAAAAAAAUGUAGUUCAGCCUCGAUGUGUGUUUCAUGUUCUCUGUUUUUUCUACCAAGAAGAAACCCUGUUUAUUUAGUUUUAUCUGUUUGUUUUUCUGUUUUAAAGUCUUUCUGUUUCGCCCUUCCCUCUUCUGUUGAGUCCUCUAAGGCGUUGCUGUGUAGUUUUUCUUGUGGUGAUUCCCGUUCUUGUGCCGUGUGCUUCUUCUUUAGACAACACAGAGUAGAGUAGAGGCCAUGUUGCCUGUCUGUCGGAUCAGCCCGCUGGGGGUCUGGUCACCGGAUUCUCUCUCAAUGAACCGAACCGGAUAUAAGGCUCUUCUUCUAGAAACGUAACUAAAACACCAAGAUCAAAUUACAGUAUUCAUCUUUACCAAACUAUACGUAAAUAAUGAAAUAUUUAGCAUCUAAAUGAAGAAACACCAUACGAGUAUUUAAAAAGGGAUCAUUUGUGUAACUUUCCUGUAGAAUAAACAAUAUACUGUAUAUCUUUAGGUUUAAAUAACGAUGAAAUGAAAAGGACAUUCGAGUAAUUCAGAACUGUAGGUGACUCUUUUUUGAUAAACUCGCUGUACAUAACUGCCUUCCAUUCAGCUCGGCUCCAUCAUCUUUACUGUUUCAGCUGUCAAAAAGAGAAAAGAUGAAGAUGCGAAACUUUUUUCCCCCCAUUGUUGUGUCCUGUUUUCAGCUCAUUCCCAGGAAGAUAGCUUGUUUUACAACAAAGAGUAGAAAAAGGAAUCGGACAUAUGAAAGUCAGGACAAAAGUUUUUUUGUGGGUUGAUGGGAAAAGUUAAAGAAAAAAGCUUAACACAUUUAGUUUGCACUUGCUGUUUCUCUUCACCAUGCACUCAUUACGUUGUGGGACACGUUUCUGCUUUGGCCCCAGAAUUAAGAACUGCAAAGUCAAGAUUUAAACUCAAAGUCUCCUUUCAUGAACAUGUUACUAUACUCAUUGUUCCUCUUUAUACACAUGUAUAGAUUCUGCGCUACAAAUAGCAUACAUUCAGAGAUUAUAGGACUCAUCAAAGGUCUUAAACAUGAACAUAUAACAUUUUUAGAGAGAAAAUAUACAUACAAAUUAUUUCAGUGGUGCACAACAUAUAUUUGUAGGCCAAAUCCCUAAUGACAGAGUUGAAUUUCCUGUUUUGAUUGUAACAUAAAACACCAUCUCAUUGUCAGAAAGAUGGUAUUUCUUUUCGACCACUGUACAUUAAUGUACAGACUAUUUAUGAAAGAAAGGUGCUCAUUACUGACUUUUGUUUCUCUUCUGUUUCUUUUUUUAUUUAGUUGUCAGUUGUCAAACCGAUCCUAAACAAUUCAACACGAUGAAAGAUGUCACACAUCUCCCUGAGGUGAUUAAGGCUGAGCUGGAAUUUGUUUGAAGCUAAAUAACUGUUAAAUGAAUUAAAAGGAAUCAAGUUAAAUUUAUAAAUUAGCAAAUACUGACAUGUAGUUAUAGAUGUUUCUAAAUUAACUUACAUAUCAAUUUAUUAAUCAAGUAGUUUAUUUGAAAAUGAUGGUUCAUUGUAUGCCACUUAGUUUUGCUCGUAAAAAAAAAUCAUAAUAAACCUACCAGCUAAUAUCAGGAGGGAGAUUGUGUGAUUCUUUCUAAAGGUUUUGGUAUAACUCGCUGCUAAUAGCCAAGAUAUUAUUUAGAUGUUCGAGAUUAAAGUGUUUUCAUACAA
Etheostoma spectabile (orangethroat darter) is the source of this 6832-nucleotide messenger RNA. RefSeq names its product estrogen-related receptor gamma a (gene esrrga). The transcript is spliced from 9 exons. Lineage: Eukaryota; Metazoa; Chordata; Actinopteri; Perciformes; Percidae. Bases 331 to 1920 code for a protein of 529 amino acids. Gene Ontology annotation, biological process: regulation of DNA-templated transcription. The record is from RefSeq and is a predicted model, not a curated record. Gene Ontology annotation, molecular function: sequence-specific DNA binding; nuclear steroid receptor activity; zinc ion binding. Gene Ontology annotation, cellular component: nucleus.